CCCACAGCGCCGUCCGAUCGCCCCCAGCUCGCCGCCGCCAUGACGACCGCGUCCACCUCGCAGGUGCGCCAGAACUACCACCAGGACUCGGAGGCCGCCAUCAACCGCCAGAUCAACCUGGAGCUCUACGCCUCCUACGUCUACCUGUCCAUGUCUUACUACUUUGACCGUGAUGAUGUGGCUUUGAAGAAUUUUGCCAAAUAUUUUCUUCACCAAUCUCAUGAGGAGAGGGAACAUGCUGAGAAACUGAUGAAGCUGCAGAACCAACGAGGUGGCCGCAUCUUCCUUCAGGACAUCAAGAAACCCGACCGCGAUGACUGGGAGAACGGGCUGAAUGCAAUGGAGUGCGCCUUACACUUGGAAAAGAGCGUGAAUCAGUCACUACUGGAGCUGCACAAACUGGCUACUGACAAAAACGACCCCCAUUUGUGUGACUUCCUGGAGACUCAUUACCUGGAUGAGCAGGUGAAAUCCAUCAAAGAACUGGGUGACCAUGUAACCAACUUGCGCAAGAUGGGGGCCCCCGAAUCUGGCAUGGCCGAGUAUCUCUUUGACAAGCAUACCCUGGGAGACAGUGACAAGAGCUAAGCUAAGCCUUAGGCUGGCUACUCAUAGCCAGGGGGUGACUUUCCUGGUCACCAAGGCUGUGCAUGCAUGUUGGGGUUACCUUUACCUUUUCUAUAAGUUGUACCAAAACAUCUACGUAUAGCUUUCAUUUGUACCAUUCCUUCAAAUAAAGCAAUUUGGUACCCGUUGUUUUUUUGCAGUCUUGGUAGAAAUACAUCUCUGCCAUCUUUUUGCUACAUUUUUAGGUUCCACAGUUAAACUUGUCAAAAUGGGAAACUCCUAGGACGAUCUGUAUUUAUUAAUAAACUAGUUUGGGGAAAAUACCAAGGCUCUCGGCUAUCACAG
Messenger RNA from Talpa occidentalis (Iberian mole), 912 nucleotides. It is a transcript of the gene FTH1, whose product is annotated as ferritin heavy chain 1. Gene Ontology annotation, molecular function: ferrous iron binding; ferric iron binding. Bases 40 to 588 code for a protein of 182 amino acids. The record is from RefSeq and is a predicted model, not a curated record. NCBI's taxonomy places the organism in Eukaryota, Metazoa, Chordata, Mammalia, Eulipotyphla, Talpidae. The transcript has 4 exons. Gene Ontology annotation, cellular component: cytoplasm. Gene Ontology annotation, biological process: iron ion transport; intracellular iron ion homeostasis.